Messenger RNA from Exophiala aquamarina CBS 119918, 2307 nucleotides. RefSeq names its product CMGC/DYRK/PRP4 protein kinase. NCBI's taxonomy places the organism in Eukaryota, Fungi, Ascomycota, Eurotiomycetes, Chaetothyriales, Herpotrichiellaceae. The record is from RefSeq and is a predicted model, not a curated record. Gene Ontology annotation, molecular function: protein serine/threonine kinase activity; ATP binding. The coding region runs from base 1 to 2307 and encodes 768 amino acids. Gene Ontology annotation, biological process: peptidyl-serine phosphorylation; peptidyl-threonine phosphorylation; mRNA cis splicing, via spliceosome. The transcript has a single exon.
AUGGCAUCACGAUCCACCAGCCAAUCUGAAGGCGAAGUCCUCAGCUCAGAUCCAGAAUCGAAGGCAAAGAGCAUACCUUCUUCUCGCAAUUACAGCCAAGUUGACCGUCAUACCAGACCAUAUCAAGCCUCACGGGACGCUGCUACUAGAUCAAAUCGAUCGCGAUCAAGAUCCCCAUACCGUGCUCCAAGAGGCGAGAAGCGACCACGAGAUUCCGAUCAUGUUAGAGGCAGAUCCUUCAACGAUUCGCGCAAUCUCUUGCUGAGGUACGAAGACAAUGCACAUCGCCACCGACCUCGCAGCUCCUACGACGAACGGAGUACAAAACGCUCUCGUACUUACUCCCGAAGCCGUUCUCGAAGCCGAUCUCCCUAUCGACACACGAGCAAACCAGAAAACCGUGGUGAGCGGUCACGAGAGACCCCUGGAGAUCGACAUCUCCACCCGUCAGGACGUCGGAUAGAUCGACCUUCCAUGUCACCAAAGCCACUGGGAAGCCCACUGCGAGAUGCAAGAACCGCGCGCAUGGAAUCUGACCCCGCUUCUAGUACUUUGCAGAAAGAGAAAGCUUCCCAAUCUGACUUCAGUAAGGAUUUCCCCAGUUCAUCCAGCUCUGAUGUGGCUGCCGAGAGUGUGGUGAUCGACAGCAAACCCAUGGAUGAGGCAGCUUUGAUUGAGGAGCGCCGCAGACGGCGUGAAGCUAUUAAGAACAAAUACCGCGGUCAAGCCCCCUCCUUGCUCGUGCAGGCACUCCACGUCGGAGCGGAUUCCACACCUGGUACUCCAGCCUCCGACAGCCUUGCAACUACUCCACGUAGAUCCGGUGAGUUUAUCAGUCAAGUGAUCCAGGUGAGAGGACUAAUUUGUGUAGAAUCACCAACCCUUUCAUCGCCUCGUACACCUAAAGACAUCUCUGGACCGCAAUCUCCCGCCGAUGUUCACUUUGAAAAUGAUGCAGAACUUACUAAUGCAGAUAGAACAUCGCCUAGUGAGGAUGGUCCAUCAGCCGCCGACUAUGAUCCCACUAUAGACAUGGAAGAUGAGCGUGCUCGGCACGAUAAAAGCUUUUUCAAAGAAGACGACCAAUCAUUACAGCAGGCUGACGCUCAAAUCGACAAGAGAGGGAUUGAUCCAGACGAGCAACCAGCCAAAGCUAAUGCAGAUUUUGACAUGUUCGCUGAUGUCGAUGACGAAGAUGAUAUGUUUGCUCAAGGCCCAAUGCAGCCCAAACUAGAAGUCAAAGCCGCUCAAGCUCUUGACGUGAACUUAAUGGAUAACUGGGAUGAUCCUGAAGGUUACUAUAUCACCAUACUCGGUGAGCUUAUUCAAGAUCGGUAUCAUGUUACUCAAAAUCUGGGUCGAGGCAUGUUCUCUUCCGUCGUUCGCGCCACGGACUCACAGACCAACAUACCGGUAGCUAUCAAGAUUGUGCGCAACAACGAGAGUAUGCGAAAGGCAGGCAUCAAGGAAAUUGAUAUUCUCAAGGACAUUGCGAGCAAUGAUCCUGAGGACAAGAAACACCUGAUCCGACUUCAUCGAUCUUUUGAUCAUAAGGGUCACCUUUGCAUGGUGUUCGAGAAUCUCUCAAUGAAUCUUCGAGAAGUGCUGAAAAAGUUUGGCCGAGAUGUAGGGCUCAAUAUCAAGGCAAUUCGUGCUUAUGCACAGCAGCUUUUCCUUGGGCUUGGCCUGUUGAGAAAGUGCCAAUAUAUCCACGCGGACCUCAAGCCAGACAACAUUCUUGUCAACGAAGCUAGAAGCGCCUUGAAGAUCUGCGAUCUUGGUUCCGCUUCACCGAUCACAGAAAAUGCUACGGCGCCUUAUCUAGUUUCUCGGUUUUAUCGAGCUCCUGAAGUGAUUCUCGGCAUUCCUUACGACUAUGGUAUUGAUAUGUGGUCAAUUGGCUGCACUCUCUUUGAGCUCUACACAGGCAAGAUUCUAUUUACUGGACGAAACAACAACGGUAUGCUGCGAGCGAUCAUGGAAUGUCGAGGCAAGUUUCCUCACAAACUAUUACGACGUGGUGCCCUGAGCUAUAACUAUUUCGACGACCUGCUCAAUUUCCAGUCUCAAGAAAUUGACAAGCUCACAGGAAGGACGGUCACCAAGAUGAUCGACAUCAAAGCGAAGCCAGUACGUGACUUGCGAUCAAGAUUAAUACCCAAGGAUAGACGGAUGAAUGAGCAAGAGAGGAAAGAGUUAGAGUUGUUUGUCGAUCUUCUUGACAAAUGCUUAGAUUUGCGGCCUGAGAAGCGCAUUACACCGACUGAUGCGUUGAAGCAUCCAUUCAUCUUGAAGAUGAAAACAUAG